Messenger RNA from Xyrauchen texanus (razorback sucker), 3725 nucleotides. Its product is annotated as UV excision repair protein RAD23 homolog A-like. The record is from RefSeq and is a predicted model, not a curated record. Gene Ontology annotation, biological process: nucleotide-excision repair; proteasome-mediated ubiquitin-dependent protein catabolic process. Gene Ontology annotation, cellular component: cytosol; nucleoplasm. The transcript is spliced from 10 exons. Bases 119 to 1384 code for a protein of 421 amino acids. NCBI's taxonomy places the organism in Eukaryota, Metazoa, Chordata, Actinopteri, Cypriniformes, Catostomidae. Gene Ontology annotation, molecular function: polyubiquitin modification-dependent protein binding; damaged DNA binding; proteasome binding.
CCAUAUGAACUCCAGCAGCAGCACCAUCUCUCCUAAAGAUAGCUGAGUCACAUCUCCACAUACUCUCACAGAGAAUACUUCCCAGGCUGUAUUUCGAGGGCUCUCACGCUCGAACACCAUGCUGACGAUCACGCUGAAGACCCUCCAGCAGCAGACGUUUAAAGUGCAGAUAGACGAGGAGUUAACGGUAAAGGCUCUAAAAGACAAAAUCGAAGAGAAGAAGGGAAAAGAUGUUUUUCCAGCUGUCGGUCAAAAACUUAUCUAUGCAGGUAAAAUCUUGAAUGACGAUAUACCUCUAAAAGAAUACAAAAUAGAUGAGAAGAACUUUGUUGUGGUGAUGGCUACAAAGCCCAAAUCUUCUGACCCCCAACCAGCCUCGACCCCCCCAUCAGCGGCUCCAGUUAUGGCACCCCAACCCAGUACCCCCGUCCAUACACCCUCAGCUCCCACAGAGCCGCCGAGAGCCCCCCCAGUGCCUGUAUCAACCCCUGCUCCUGCCCCUGUAGAGCCAGCGCCAUCAGUAGAGUCGACAGCAGCACCUGUUACAGCGCCCCCUGUGGCCACCAAUGUUACAGCAGAAUCAACCGAGUCAGUAAGCGCGACUCCAGCGCCAGACUCGGAGGAGGAGGACCGGGCAGCUCAACAGGAGCAAGCCAUCGCCCAAUCAGAGGCCAGCAUUGUCGAUGAUUUGGGUCUUUUAGAAGCAGCCGCAUCAAUACUAGUUACAGGUCAAGCGUAUGAGAAUUUAGUGACAGAAAUCAUGUUGAUGGGUUACGAGAGAGAACAGGUGAUCGCCGCCCUACGGGCAAGUUACAACAAUCCGGACAGGGCAGUGGAAUACCUGCUAAUGGGUAUUCCCACAGAACCCGAGCAGCCUCCUCAGGAGGUAGUGCGGCCCACCCCCGUGUCGAACCCCAGUCCCCCUGCACCACAGCAGCCUCCGGUGCCACCGGCCUCUGUUGCUGGUGCCGAAUCUGGAGUUGCACAGGCGACAGGAAACCCUCUGGAGUUCCUCAGGACCCAGCCGCAGUUCCAGCAAAUGCGACAGAUCAUCCAGCAGAACCCGACGCUGCUGCCGGCACUGCUGCAGCAACUGGGCCGAGACAACCCACAACUCUUGCAGCAAAUCACGCAACACCAAGAACGGUUCGUGCAAAUGUUGAACGAGCCACGCGCAGGCGAGCCCGGAGACGGAGCUGCGGAGGUCCUUGCCGCGCCACCGACAAACUUCAUCCAGGUCACGCCACAGGAGAAGGAAGCAAUCGAGAGGUUAAAAGCCCUGGGAUUUCCAGAGGGACUCGUCAUCCAAGCGUACUUCGCCUGCGAGAAAAACGAAAACCUUGCUGCGAACUUCCUACUUCAGCAGAACUUUGAUGAUGAGUGAAUUUUACCGUGGGACACGACAACGCUUGGAGGCGACCGAGAGAAUUCAAGCGCUAGGCCGCAUGUUGCGUGUUUGUGCUUGAAUGUGUGUGUUAAGAAGACUGGUCUUCCAUGGGGAUUAUCAUGGAGUUAAUGAAGCCAUGAUGUGAUGUUUAAAUCGGAGCACAGCUUAUUACUAUAAUUGUUUAGAUGAUAGAUAUAAAUGAUCCUCGAUAACGAGGUUUCUGUUGUCUGUCUGGUUUCUGCUGCUAUCACUACUGUGUGCGUUGAGCGAGUUUUUGUUAUCACAGUUAAAACCCUGCCCAAAAACCUCUGAAGGUAAUCUAUAAUUACUGAGUUAUACACAUCCCUUACGCAUUCGUUUAUUAAAUGUUUUUGGCAAAUCUGCUGACACUUAUAGCUGCCAAUACAAGUUUAGUACUCACAACUCCAUUUAACACCUUCAAACUAAUUUCUGCCAAAUUUGCCAUAUGUGAAAAAACGUCCAAAUUCUGUGUGGGUCUGGUUAUGGGCUAUUAGAUGUAGAGUAACAGGAAUAUAAAGAUGAUUAUUUCCCAUUAACGGGUUAGAUGGCAUAUUUAAUUAGUCGCCAAUGAAUACAAAGACGUAUUUUUGACGUUUCGUCAACUUGAUAUCUAACACAACGGGUACAAAACCCAUCAAAGAGAGCCUUAUUUUUAUGCCAUGUUACGUCAUUUAUAAUUUUCCAUUUUCUUUCCACUGCAUUAGAAAAUAAUGUUCAUGCAGUGUAAGAAUUUUCCUUUGCAAGCCAUCUGCAACCCACAAGAUAAAAAUGUUAGAAAUAAACCAAACGUUUUGCACUGCUUUUUUGGUAUUAUUUUAAUUUUAUCCCCUUUUUCUCCCAAUUUGGAACGCCCAAUUCCCACUACUUAGUAGGUCCUCAGGGUGGCACGGUUACUCGCCUCAAUCCGGGUGGCGGAGGACGAGUCUCAGUUGCCUCCACGUCUGAGACCGUCAAUCCGUGCAUCUUAUCACGUGACUCGUUGUGCAUGACACCGCGGAGACUCACAGCAUGUGGAGGCUCAUGCUACUCUCCACGAUCCACACACAACUCACCACACGCCCCAUUGAGAGCGAGAACCACUAAUCAUCACCACGAGGAGGUUACCCCAUGUGACUCUACCCUCCCUAGCAACCGGGCCAAUUUGGUUGCUUAGGAGACCUGACUGGAGUCUCUCAGCACGUCCUGGAUUCAAACUCACGACUCCAGGUGUGAUAGUCAGCGUCAAUACUCGCUGAGAUACCCAGACCCCCCUAGUUUGUUGGUAUGUUUAAAUGAACCCUUGUUAAAAAUAAUAAUAUUAAUAAUAAUAAUAAAAGAAGUGAAAAGUAAAAGCUUGUAGAUUAUGUCUACAUUCCAAAAAAGUUCUUGAUACAAGACGGAAAUUAUAGUUUUGUGGCAAUCCAGUUGACUACUUACAGUAAUUCGAUUUUAUUAAAUCUAUUUUCCCUUCUGUUAUUUCUAUUUUAAAGUUCUUGUUCUCGUUAUGACAGCAUAGUGAGUGAAAACUAGUGAGUACGCAUUAGUACCCAACAGUUAUUUUGAACGAAGCCCGAAAUGCUGCAACAAUCGUAGGUGUUUUAUUUAGUGAGGCAACAGAAUGUGGUAAAACCUCAAUAUAUAUAUGCAUUAACUUAAAGCAUAAACAUAUUCACGUGAAGCAGAAUAGAGUUAAAGGAAUGUUCCGGGUUCAAUACAAGCUCAAUCAACAGCAUAUGUGGCUUAAAGUUGUUUCAACCUCUUUUCCUUUAAAAACUAAAGCAUUUAAAAAGCAAUUACAGUUGAAGUGAAUGUGGCAAUCUGUAAUGGUAACGUUUCAAAGGUGUAGCUACAACACCUAAAUAUGCAUGUAAACAUGACUUAAGUGUGAUAAAAUCACUUACAAACCUUUUCCGUGUAAAGUUAUAUCCAAAGUGCUUUUAUAAAAUUAUAGGCUUCAAAUUUCUGCCUUUAAACUCUCCAAAAAUUGGCCCCAUUCACUUCCAUUGUGUCUCACUGGAACGUCUAGGGAAGAGUCGAAAUGAUGCUGAUGAUCUUGUACUGAACCCAGAAUAUUCCUUUACGAUUGUGCCAAACUUCAACAAAAUGAGAUUCAAGAGAUGGACAUAAUGACAGAUAGUUAGCUAGCUGCUAACACCAUAGUGCAGUUCUUAAGAUGGAUGCAUCAAUAUGUUUAACAUGUUAAAUAGUGUGUUCUGACGGCUUCAGGAAAGACUUUACCAGAUGCCGUUCUAAUUUCUUUUUCAGUUCAGUGUUUUAAAUUAUUUGCAUCUGUGGAGAAAUUGAUGUGUGAUGAAUAAAUCCAAAAUGCAUCUGCAGA